Molecule: messenger RNA, 1358 nt
Organism: Sphaeramia orbicularis (orbiculate cardinalfish)
Lineage: Eukaryota; Metazoa; Chordata; Actinopteri; Kurtiformes; Apogonidae
Gene: igsf5a
Product: immunoglobulin superfamily, member 5a
Exons: 9
Coding region: 1-1221 (406 amino acids)
Source: RefSeq, a predicted model, not a curated record
AUGAAAAAGAACCAACAAGAGAACGUGACGUCGCCCGGUAUGGUGAAACACCAGCCUCGCCUUCGCCCUCGCACACGUUGGGGACAUUAUCACCUUCAGAUAAGCGUGACUCAGAGCUGGACCUUUGAACCCAGAGACAGUUUCACACAGGUGGAGUCUGCUCUCACCUGCAGUUCCAGGAAAUCAGGCUGGGAUCGACGUCAGGAGCUGAAACACACUGCUGUGGGCCUUUUCCAGGUGGAGCCGUUGAACCUGACGAAGCUCCGUGGUUCUGAUGCCCAGUUCAACGCCACCGUGCAGGGCUCCUGGAAGAUCAUGACCUGGAACGUCCACGGGCUGCUGGUCCUCACCGUCGGUUUCGGAGGAGACGUCACCUCGUCGUCGGCCCAGUAUUCUGCCUCCUUCUGCAGGGUGGACAACAGCUGUGUGGAGUUCACCAUCCAUAACGUCAGCCGCUCUGACUCCGGCCCCGUGGUCUGCACCGUCCAGGGGGACUACGGCUCCAGGACCGCCCAGCUCCACGUUCAGGAGAGCGGUACCGUCACCGUCAUCGGAGGGAACGUGACAGCGAAGCAGGACGAGCAGGUGCAGUUUCAGUGUGAAACAUCUGCCUGGUUUCCGACACCCACGAUCAGCUGGACUCGAAACGGUCAAACUGUGAACAGCAGUCUGAUCAACACCACCAGCCUGGCCUCGGGGGAUUCCUUCAACUCCACCAGCGUCCUCAAGUUCCAGGCUGUCACUAACACCACCGUCACAUGUCUGGUGACCAUCCCAACACUAACAAACCCAGAAUCCAGCUCUGUCCACCUGGUGGUUGUCCCUAAGCCUCCUGAUUGGACGGUAUUGAUUGCCAUAGUGGUGUCGUUUUCAGCCGCCGCUCUGCUGGUUUUACUCAUCAUCGGCAUCAUCUUCUGCUACAAACGCAGGAAAGAAAAACAACCAAACUACCAGGAUGAAAUGAGUAAAAGAGUGAGGACACAAAGCCAGUUAAGUGCCGGUCCAGCAGGAACCAAACAGGGUCAAGUCAAUGCCGGAUACGUGAUCGACCCACAAACAAGCGCUGCUCCCAGUGAACACAACGACAGUGGAUUUUUCCAGACAAAUGGAUCCAAUCCGGUCGAGAUUUCUGUCAUUGGAAACAGUAACUGGAAUGAAAACGACUACAACAACGUGGACGAGUCCGGUUUCGUCAAACACAGACACGUCACCAUCGUCUAAAGAAACAUUUGGACAAAAUGAUGAGUAGAUGAGUUUUGAACAAAUGUAUAUAGUGAAGUUUUUUAUGUUUAGUGUACAGAGAUUAUAUAUGUCUGUGAAGAACAUGAAUGUACAGUUUAAUAUUCAUCUGUUUUAAG